This is a messenger RNA of Vicia villosa (hairy vetch), 2052 nucleotides long. RefSeq names its product sulfoquinovosyl transferase SQD2-like. Gene Ontology annotation, molecular function: UDP-sulfoquinovose:DAG sulfoquinovosyltransferase activity. NCBI's taxonomy places the organism in Eukaryota, Viridiplantae, Streptophyta, Magnoliopsida, Fabales, Fabaceae. Gene Ontology annotation, biological process: sulfolipid biosynthetic process; glycolipid biosynthetic process. The record is from RefSeq and is a predicted model, not a curated record. Gene Ontology annotation, cellular component: chloroplast envelope. The coding region runs from base 173 to 1795 and encodes 540 amino acids. The transcript is spliced from 11 exons.
UUCCAUUUUGAUUCCUCAAUUUCCCUCCAUCAAAAGAAUAUCCAUUCAUUUUUUGUGCCAAGAUUCUUCCCUUAAAAAUCCACAAACCCAUUUCAUAUCAAAUUUACCAAUUCCAUCUUUUAAAUAUUAAUUACCCUAUAUUACACUCUUUCACCAAUUCCUUCCUUUCAUCAUGAACUCUUCUCUCUCUAUAAAUUCCUCUCUCUCUCCUCCUUUUCUCUCACCUCACUCCACCACCCUUUCUUCAUCAUCAUCUUGUUCUUAUUCCUUUUCCUAUUCAUCCAAUUUCAAUCCUCAAAGUUUUGUUAGAUUUACAUCUUUUCGAGCACAACCCAUUACACCCUUUUGCAAAAAGGUUCGAUUUUGGAACUUGGAAGGGAUUGAGAGUGUGAAGAGACGAAAAAGUUUGAAGCUUGAAGCUACUACGAAAAUGACCAUUGAUGAAGAGAGUUUGUUGAAUGUUAGAGAUGAAGAAGAGGGUCCUCCUGACUCUGUUUUGAAUGACCAUGAGAGUAAUUCUAAACCUCGUAGAAUUGCUUUGUUUGUUGAGCCUUCUCCUUUUUCAUAUGUCUCGGGAUACAAGAAUCGUUUCCAGAAUUUUAUAAAGUACCUCAGGGAAAUGGGAGAUGAGGUCUUGGUUGUAACAACACAUGAAGGAGUACCUAAGGAAUUUUAUGGAGCACAACUAAUUGGAUCGAAAAGUUUCCCGUUUCCUUGGUAUCAGAAGGUACCACUCUCUUUGGCACUUAGUCCAAGAAUAAUAUCAGCAGUUGCGCAAUUUAAGCCCGACAUAAUUCAUGCUUCAUCCCCCGGAAUAAUGGUUUUUGGUGCUCUUAUCAUUGCAAAGCUUCUGUCAGUUCCUAUUGUCAUGUCGUAUCAUACUCAUGUACCAGUAUACAUUCCAAGAUACACAUUUAGCUGGCUAGUGCAACCGAUGUGGUUGGUUCUAAAGUUUCUGCAUAGAGCAGCCGAUCUAACUCUAGUGCCAUCGGCUGCCAUUGCAAGGGAUCUUGAAGAAGCUAGAGUAACAGCAGCUAACAAGAUUCGUCUUUGGAACAAGGGUGUUGAUUCUGAAAGUUUCAAUCCUCGAUACAAGUCACAUGAAAUGCGAUUGAGACUGAGCAAUGGUGAACCGGAGAAGCCCUUAAUUGUUCAUGUCGGACGACUUGGAGUUGAGAAGAGUUUAGAUUUUCUCAAAAGUGUCAUGGAUAAGCUUCCUGAAGCACGAAUCGCGUUUAUUGGAGAUGGACCUUACAGGGAGGAGUUGGAGAAAUUGUUUGAAGGCAUGCCUGCAGUAUUCACAGGAAUGUUAUCAGGUGAAGAAUUAUCUCAAACAUACGCUAGUGGCGAUGUCUUUGUUAUGCCGUCAGAGUCCGAGACACUUGGUCAAGUUGUCUUGGAGGCUUUGUCUUCCGGGAUUCCUGUUGUUGGAGCACGUGCCGGUGGAGUACCAGACAUAAUCCCCGAAGAUCAAGAAGGCAAAAUCGGAUACCUAUACACUCCAGGUGAUCUCGACGAUUGUUUAAGCAAACUAGUACCUCUGUUGCACGACAAAGAGUUGAGAGAAACGAUGGGAAGAGCCGCACGUAUAGAAAUGGAGAAAUACGAUUGGAGGGAGGCCACUAGAACGAUUCGCAACAAUAAUUACAACGCUGCGAUUUGGUUCUGGCGCAAGAAGAAAGCUCAACUAUUGUUACCGUUCCAAUGGCUAACGAAACGUAUUUUCCCGUCAGAUGUAGUAGAUAACGGAAAACCGACUGAAGUUGUAAUAGAUAAUGGAAAGCCGAUCGUAUAAACUUUGGGAAGAUUCCUUAGGCCUCAAGAAAGAUUGAAGUCUUGUUGUAUUAGACAAAUGUGUGAUUGGUUUAUUGUAAUGCAUUCAUUUGCUGUGUAUAUAGUGGAUCAACAUUUGUGCUAGCUUGUGCCAUAUUUUGUAGCAUUAUAAUUUAUAAUGUAGAUUUAAGGUGAAUGUUGAUUCAUAUUGUUAUGCAAUGUAAGUCACAUUUGGGCAGUUUGUUAGUGAAUAAUCCAUUCAAGUUUUUGGAACACAAA